This is a messenger RNA of Cyanidioschyzon merolae strain 10D, 1281 nucleotides long. RefSeq names its product similar to lysyl oxidase. The record is from RefSeq and is a predicted model, not a curated record. Gene Ontology annotation, biological process: peptidyl-lysine oxidation. The transcript has a single exon. Lineage: Eukaryota; Rhodophyta; Bangiophyceae; Cyanidiales; Cyanidiaceae. Bases 1 to 1281 code for a protein of 426 amino acids. Gene Ontology annotation, molecular function: protein-lysine 6-oxidase activity; copper ion binding.
AUGCACUUCAAACAUGUAAGCGGUACAUCUAAAAAAGGUUCGGAAAAAAAGAGCGCAAUUCAAGAACAGUACCUACAGGUUUUGAUGCCACACGCUCACCUUCCAAAUCUAUCCACCACACAGCGCAGAUCGACGACGACGUGCCCACCACAUUUGGAAGCGGCCCUGCAGCGACUGGUGCCGGGGCGUCGAAUGCACGCGACGCGCCGCCACCAGCGCAGCUCCGUUCACCAGCUGACGGGAUUGCGGCGCGGCGAGCGGCCGUCGCCAGGCGAUCGCAGGCCUGCACGCCCCGUCCAAUUGGCGACUGCCGCGCAGCAGGCGCGCGCCAUCGAGGAUCGCAGGUCUGCGUGUCGACGCGCUCGCAACGCAAAUACCAAUUUGGUAGCGCGAGAUGCAUGCGUGUGCGCGCACAGCGCCGACGAUGCCCAAAUUUGGAUGUGGCCCGCGGGUGGCCCUGCGCGCGUCGGCUCGAAGUGCCGAUUCUGCCAUCGCUCGAUCGGUGCGCCAUGGCAUCGCAGCGGAUUUUCAUCUUCGACAUCAUGUCAAUCGCAAUUGGUGGUUUCACGAAAGCAGCGAUUGUGGGCAUUUACCCUUAAUAGCGGAAUAGGUCCACUAGCCAUGUACAAACGUAUUAGCACGCUCUUUGCUCUAUGCCUUGUCUGCCUUGCAGCGGUGGCGUCUUCGGUGCGAGCUCAGGCGAAGUUCGACCUGGAGCCUUCCCUAAAGAUUCUCCAAGGUAGUCUGAUGAUCAAGACGGAGUCAUUCACGCCACAUGACUGUGCGUUUGAAAUGGGCUGCGUUCUUGGAACUGGCCCGAGAAAGCUGCUGAAGCUUGCAGGUGCGAUCGGUAACAACGGCCCCGAUGAUUUUGUGGUCGGCAACCCGGCGGAUCAUCCCAAUAUUUACACCUGGGAUACGUGCACUGGUCAGUUCAUUACGCGCAAACCCAUGCUGAACUAUUCCAUCUGGGAUUCGGCAGGGAACCUUGUGCGGAGUGGCAAGAAGGAGAGCUUCUGCAUGGAGGAUCUGGCUCGUUUCCCUGAGUACACUGGAAACCCAGCGCUCGUGCCUGCGGAGCCUGUCCAUACCUGCACAUUCCAGGGUAUCAGCGUCGGCUGGUGCGAUAUCUACGAUGACUCGCUGCCGUGCCAGUGGAUUGACAUCACGGGCGUUCCUUCAGGUCACUACACGCUGCGUCUUGAAUGCAACGCGUAUCACAUUUUCAAGGAAACGACCUAUGCGAACAACGUCGUCGAGACACCAGUGACGAUCACCUAA